UGUUUCCAGCGUUCCAAUCUCCCUCCCAAUCAUGUGAUUCAGGCGUUCCACCCCUCCCCUCCCAAUCUUCUGCUGAUCUUGCACAGCCCCUCCCAAUCAUGUGAUUCAGGUGUCCCAAUCCCCUCCAUAUCAUGUGAUUCAGGUGUCCCAAUCCCCUCCAUAUCAUGUGAUUCAGGUGUCCCAAUCCCCUCCAUAUCAUGUGAUUCAGGUGUCCCAAUCCCCUCCAUAUCAUGUGAUUCAGGUGUCCCAAUCCCCUCCAUAUCAUGUGAUUCAGGUGUCCCAAUCCCCUCCAUAUCAUGUGAUUCAGGUGUCCCAAUCCCCUCCAUGGACCCAGGUGUAUACAAUCAAGCCCCUAGGCAU
This is a messenger RNA of Staurois parvus, 360 nucleotides long. NCBI's taxonomy places the organism in Eukaryota, Metazoa, Chordata, Amphibia, Anura, Ranidae. The record is from the annotation of a GenBank genome assembly.